This is a messenger RNA of Melanotaenia boesemani (Boeseman's rainbowfish), 3729 nucleotides long. RefSeq names its product mediator of cell motility 1 (gene memo1). The transcript has 9 exons. The coding region runs from base 421 to 1314 and encodes 297 amino acids. NCBI's taxonomy places the organism in Eukaryota, Metazoa, Chordata, Actinopteri, Atheriniformes, Melanotaeniidae. The record is from RefSeq and is a predicted model, not a curated record.
CUUUCAGAGACGCCCCUUACCUAGCUCGACAGACAAAUCAGUAAUCCUCAGAUUCCGACUGUGACAGCAUUAAGCUUUAAUAUUGGUGUACCGGGUGUUUAGCAUUGGCACAUUUUGUAAAUCGUGCCUUUAUGAAUUUACAUGACAAUACUACCAGACUCCAGACUGUCGACCAACUGACACCUUAUUAGCCGGCAGCAAAACAGACCGCUGACGGUACUCUGAGCUUGUUAGCCAGCUAGCCCAGCUGUCUGUACAAUCGAAUUGCUCUUUGUCUUUUCAAGCAAGUCAGCUAGCAGGCGUUGUUUCCUGUCGGUCAGCGAAAGUCGAAUUUUUUCAACUUUGUUUUGUUUAAUUUAAUUUUAUUUUAUUUGUUUGAAAGGAGUUAAGCUAACCAAGAUAGGCGGCUUGGGAACCAAGAUGUCGAAUCGAGUGGUGUGCAGAGAAGCGAGUCACGCCGGGAGCUGGUACUCUGCUUCGGGGCCCCAGCUGAAUGCACAACUAGAGGGUUGGCUGUCCCAAGCACAGUCCACAAUCAGACCAGCUAGAGCCAUCAUAGCACCCCAUGCUGGGUAUACAUACUGUGGUGCUUGUGCAGCACAUGCCUACAAGCAGGUUGAUCCCUCUAUCACUCGUAGGGUGUUCAUCCUGGGACCUUCACACCAUGUGCCCCUCUCCCGCUGUGCCCUGUCACCUGCAGACGUCUAUAGAACUCCCCUCUAUGACCUGAGAAUUGACCAGAAGGUUUAUGCUGACCUCUGGAAAACUGGGUUGUUUGAGAGAAUGAGUCUGCAGACAGAUGAAGAUGAGCACAGUAUUGAAAUGCAUUUGCCUUACACUGCUAAAGCCAUGGAGAGCCACAAAGAUGAAUUCAGCAUUGUUCCUGUGCUUGUGGGUGCGCUGAGUGAGUCUAAGGAGCAGGAAUAUGGGAAGCUGCUCAGCAAGUACCUGGCAGACCCUUCUAACCUUUUCAUCAUCUCAUCUGACUUCUGCCACUGGGGUCAGCGGUUUCGCUAUACGUACUACGAUGAAUCUCAAGGGGAGAUCUACAGGUCUAUUGAACAUUUGGAUAAAAUGGGAAUGGGUAUUAUAGAGCAGCUGGAUCCCAUGUCUUUCACUAACUACUUGAAGAAGUACCGCAACACCAUCUGUGGUCGUCAUCCAAUUGGAGUGCUGCUAAAUGCUGUGGCUGAGCUUAGAAAGUCCGGUUUAGAAAUGAACUUCUCUUUCCUGAACUACGCCCAGUCAAGUCAGUGCAGGAACUGGCAGGACAGCUCCGUGAGUUACGCUGCCGGGGCGCUCAUCGUCCAUUGAGGUCAACUUCUGCAGGGGCCAAUGCAACACCGCCACCCUGCCCUUACUAUCUAUCGCCAUAAACCACCCCAUACAACCCCUUUUGCCCCAUCCCUAAGUUACACCCACUAUUUGAAGGAAGGACCUAAACACUUAAAGCCAAUACAGUUCUUUUCUCUGCUUCUCCCUCAGCUCUUCUUCUUCCAGCCUCCUCUCAGUUUGAAAUGUCUCACAGAGCUUUUGGUUGAAACAUUUUGCUUGAAGUGCAGUUUGGAAAUUAUGUAGGAGGAAAAAGCUAGCAGAGAUGAGAUUUGUCAAUUUGAAUUGGAGGAAGUGUUUUUUGGGGGGAGGGGGGGGUUUGGAUCUUGUCUUUUUUUUUUUCUUUUUUUGCAAGGACUGUAGAUGUCCUCUGACUACCCCUUUUUUUUUCCUUACAACACAAAGGAUUUGACUUGUAAAAAGGCAAUCUUUAUAUUUGGACUCAAUAUGUUCUGUUGUAUUUAGCCUCAGAAAAGGAAUUAAAAUAAAGCUAUAAAUAUUAAUGAAGGAGAAUUUUCAGAUGUUGCCUGAUAAAAAAAAAAAAAAUGAAAUGAGUCUUUUGAUUGCUUCAAGCUCUGUGCAACUUUAAAGUUUGAAAACAGAUUCAUAGGUAAUUGCUACUAGUGCUCAGCAUACAUUGUAGUUUCUAACAAAGGGCUGCAUCCAACAAAGUUCACUAACUCCCUGCUGUACAAAACCAAAAAAAGAAAAAUAUGUCAUCAGAUUGGUCUAUUAAAUAUAUUUUAUUCUUUUUAAAUUAUUAUUUGUAGUAGUUAAAUCAGACAUGAUGGUAUUUACUCAGUGUGUAGAUGCAGUGGCUGUUACUUCAGUGGUAAAGCUCUAACAUGGUUGGCCCAGUGGAUGAAUGUGUGUGACAGUGAUCUGGGUUUCCAGUCACACACUUAUAGCAUUAAAGAGUGGUUUUUGCAGGGGGCCAGGCUACAGUUGUGGGUGCUACAGAAAUAUAAACAAAGUUGGAUUUUGUGUAAACGGACUCCCAGCACGGACACCUCUAGUCUCUGUUUACACUGCCACUUUGAAUCUCUGUAGUGAACUGAAAUGUCAAAUUAAUAGGCUGAUUUCCUAGACUUGUAUUAAAUGUCUGUUACACAUUAAGUUCUGCAAAAGCAGCAAAGCUUUUGUUUUAGGUCUAAACAAAAAUGCAAGGUGAGAAUUUCCAAGACUUCUUAAAUUAUAGGAAGUAUAUUUGUGCUGGUGUCAUUUGCAACUCUUUUUAUGUUUUGAUUGAAGAAUGCCCAAAAGAUUUAAGUAAAAUAUUUUUUUUCAUCCUUAUAUUUGAUUUCAAGUCAUGAAAAUAGUGAGUCCAUACAGUACAAGUAUCAAUUAGAUAAACUCACUGUAGAUAAAACAAGUAAUAGAUGCCACAAGUACUUAAAUUAGCUUAAUGCCAUAAUAGUCUUCUGUAUGUUUGCCCUUGAUUAUUUUGGAUUUCUUGUAAUGAAUACUAUAAAAAAAAAAGCAUAGAUAUUUGCUUAAAGAUCAGUUAAGUAAUAAAGUGGUUGCUGCCUGAAACUCAUGUUUUCAUGGUGAACAGACUGCAUACGGAGGGAAAAUAAAGACCGGUGGUUCUUAGUAGCAGUUAAAAUGAGCAGCACCGUGUAUGCUGUCCUGUCAUGGGAGAUUUGAAUGUUACUCAUCUUUGACUUUUACCACUGAAGUCAAAUAUUCUCAUUUAGCCAUGCAGGCGUCCGACAGCAGUCCCUCCCUCCUGGCGCCGAUGAGAUGUCGCCUUUGCCACUGAGCUGUUGAACUAAGUGUGUACAGACUGAAAGAUGAAUCACCAAAUUCACUUGACCUCUAAGGCUAAUUUAAGGGAAUCUAGCAAAGCAUGACACACUGUGCUAUUGUGCCUUUUAUCACUGUUGCACAUGAACAUAUAAAGCGUAUUCUCACUUUCAGUCUUAUUUUAGAAUUUGUUCUUCAGGUUUUUCUUGUGUUUCAAUGUGUAACACCCCCCGCCCCACCUUCCCUUUUUGCAGACAGUCUAACUUUGUCUCCAGUUCAUCCAACACACCCAAGUGUAUGACCUGUCUACCCAGUCUGUUGGUCUAAAAUGGCACCAACUGUUAUCUCCUUUCUCCAGCAGGGAGUGGUGUUCUGUUUUGUCACACAUCACCUCAUACCUGUAGGAGAGAGAGAGACGAAAGCUAAACCUCCACACUGUUCAUUUUUCUGUUUAUGAGUAUUUGUUUGUCGUUUUAGAACUGGUUUUUGUAUUUAUUUUUUUUCUUUGGUUAGAGAAUUGGAUCUUACACGUCAUAUACCUAAAAAAUACUGCUUAAUUACUCCCUUAAUGGAGUUUUUUUGAUCUCAGGUUCCACUGACAAAGCAUCCCAAAAGGCUCUUCACAAAAGGCCGAGGAUUCAUGUUACAAAA